AUGGCAGGGAAGGAUGUAGUGGUGCCAACACGGGGUUGCCAACUGGAGCAGCUCGUGCUGACGUGGAGCAUCGAGGACAUCUUGAACGACGAGCUGCUCCGAGAGAAGGUACGGCCCAUACCAACCACCUUCCCGGAUUUACUCUCGUACCUGUCUGCCUUCCGCUGGCCCCUGCUGGAGGAGUGCCGUGCGGGGCUCAAGUGUGGCCUUGAGCAGCUGCCUGCCGCCGCCUCCACACGGAUCGUGGUCAAAGCGGUGCAGAAGGGUGGUGAUAUGCGGGCAACGAGAGCGGAUGGAUGCGGCGAGGUGGAGAGGGAUGACUGGCAGCGGCAGUUUGUAAGUUACUCUGGUGAUGACGACUACUGCCAGGGCGAGGUCCACGGGCGUUCAGUGCACGGUAGUGCGUUGGAUGAGAUCGCACCACCGUGGUGCAUGGUGCCACAUGGCCAGCCGAUUGGUUGGGGCAGAGGCCAGCUGGGAGGCGCCGCAGGGGAGGCACACUCGACGGCUGCGUGCUCUGAAACGGAGAGAUUCUGCUACGUGCGCUUUGAAGUGCAGCAGCAGCAGUCUGCAGGGGCCGCUGGGGCACCAGCGAGGCUGCAGUGGGGAGGUGCAGCAAGGCUGAGGCUGAAGCCCACAGAUGUGGUGCUGCUGUCCACUGUAGCCCCCUCUGCCCCCACUGAACUGCUCCGCCCGGGGGUGCUGUAUCACCUUGCUGUCCUUCUUGCGGAGAGAAACUCGUCCGGGGAGGAUGGAGACAGCGAUCGCUGUUUCCGGGCCAGGAUAUGCACUCCAGAGGAUUCGCCCGAGUAUCAGGGCCUGGUUGGGGCAGUGGACGGGGGGGAGUGUGCAGGUGGUGCGUCGUGUGCGGCUCCUCCUCUGCUGCAGCUCGUGCAAGGCCCGCCUGGCACAGGAAAGACCCACACGCUCUCCGUGCUCCUCUCUGUUGCGCUUGCUCUUGGUGUUCGCACUCUCGUCUGUGCGCCCACCAACGUGGCCGCAGCUGAAGUCGCCAGGCGAAUGUUGCGCCUCGCUCUUUCGCCCGACCCGUCCUCCCACUUCCCAGGCUACUACCAGUCACAGCAGCAGCAGCAGCGGCUUUCAGACGGAUGGCCGUUUCAGUUUGAGAAGGCCUUCUUGGCUGGAGGGCGGCUGCACGUUGGAGAUAUCGUCCUGGUGGCGAAUGAAGGAAGGCUGGUGGUAGACCCAGAGCUGGAUUCUAUUCUCCUAGGGGAAGGGAGGAGGAGGGAGCCUGGGGCGUUUCUGAAGCGGAAGGGGGGUGUGUGCUGUGGACGGGUAACGCGGCUGCUAGGAGCUUUGUCUUUGCAGUCAGGCUGGAGAUCGUCUGUGCUCAUGCUGAUGAGCUUUCUUGAAACCUCCAAGGAGGAAAUGAGUCGGGUCCACCAGGCGCACUUAAAGGUGUUGGAGAUAAGGAUCAAAGAGGAACCUGGCUGGAAAAAGAGCAAGAUGGUAAGCAAUAAAGGGACAGAAGGCCUUCCGAACCUGCUUGAGUUCUUUCAGGAGCGUGUGCUUCAGCUCGUUGAACCAGCUAUGGAGGGCGCUGUGAGCCUGGCUUACGAUCUGCCCUCCGCCCUUUUGCCAGAGCGCGAGCGUGUGCAGCUGCUGCAGGCGGGUGAGCUGAUGGCAGCCUUGCGACAACUCCUGCUUUGCCCAGGGCUCUCAUCGGAUGCUGUGCUAAGCUGGCUUGAUGGGUCACAUACACAGGAGGAGGAUGGCUUCGAGUUCAGCAUAUCCUCUGUUCUACAGGAGGCUGCUCGGCUUCUUGCACCUUUUGAGGAUGUUAACAGGUGUGGCGAAAUCAGGAAGACUUCCAGCUGGGCUGGUAGGAUGCUUAGGUUGGGAGCAAGGGGACCCAUCAACAAUCAAGUUGCUGCCAAUGCCACUGCUAGCACCAGCCAGUCUUCUGCCAUAAGCAACGACUCCACUGUCGCCAGCAGCUCAACCAGGGAUGCGGGCAUCUCUCUCCCGCAAGCCGAGUGUCUCUUCCACUCCAUCCGCCGCCACCUGAAGCACAUCGGCAAGCAGAGCCCCGCCUUCCACAUCCCCACCCUCAGCAGCAACCCAUCAGCUGCCACCGUGGCCGCUCAGUGCGUGGCAGGCGCACGCCUCGUCCUCUCCACCGUCUCCUCCUCUGCCCGCGCUCUCAUCCGCUGCUCGGGCCACUUCCCACUGCUGCUGCUGGACGAGGCGGCUCAGCUGGUGGAGGCGGAGUCCCUUGUGGCCCUGCAAGCGCGCGGGCUGCGCUAUGCCGUGCUGGUGGGGGACCCCAAGCAGCUGCCUGCUACCGUCAUGAGCAAGGUGGCAGUGCAAGGCCACUAUAACCGCAGCCUGUUUGAGCGCCUGCAGAGCACCGGGUGGCAUGCAGAGCUGCUGAGCGUGCAGUACCGCAUGCACCCGGACAUCAGCCGCUUCCCCUCGCACUGCUUCUACCACGGCCGCAUCGAGGACGGCCCCAACGUGUGCCAGCCCUCGCACUGCCCUCCGCACCUGCAUCUGCUGUUUGGCCCGUACAGGUUCUUCCAUGUGAGGGGGCGUGAGGAGAGGGACUCUGUGGCUGUGGAUGCAGGCAGCCACAGCGUUGCCAAUUCGGUUGAAGCUGCUGUCGUGAUCGCGCUGCUCAUGCGCCUCUCCAAUGCAUGCGGAGGCAAGGAGGGCGGGGCUGUGAAGGUUGGGCUCAUCUCGCCAUAUGCCCGCCAGGUGGAGCUGUUGCAGCGCGCAGUGGAGGCCAAGCCUCUAAACGUGGCCAUCACCCGUGCGCGCCACACUCUCUGGGUGGUGGGCGACACACACACGCUGCGAAGAGGAGACAGCAUGUGGGCGCAGCUGCUGCAGGAUGCGGAGAGGCGUGGGUGCCUGGUGGAGGCUGGGAGCGAUGAAGGGCUGGCAAGGGCUGUGGAGAGGCGGUGGGUGCAGGUGGGGGAAACGCAGCAGCUGCUGAAGCCCCACUCGGGGCUCUGGGCCGGCUUGCACUGGGAGUUGAUGACAGAUCGCGGUCCAGUAGUGGGUGCAGAUUCAACUCGUGCUGCUUCAGCGUGCACUCUCUUUCCUCCUUCCCUUCUCUUCUCCCUGCGCCGUGCCUCUGCGCUGCGCCUGCUGCCUGCCGCACUGCAGGCAGCAUUCAGCCAGGAGUUUCAGCGCAGCAUGCGGCAGGCGCCGUCGCUGGAGGUAAUCAAUGCAGUGCGGCACCUCAUGCAGGGCCACCGCCCGCAGUGGGACACGCGGCCGCGGCACGAGCUCAGCGACCCGCGCUAUCACGACAUCAUUCGCGUGCAGCCUGUGGGGCGCGCCUUUCUCAUCUGGACCAUGAUCAAGGUGUGGGACGUGGUGCCAGAGCGUGGGGUGCUGCCGUGGCUGCACCGUCUGGCGAAAGGCCUGGAAUCGUUCUCAGACCAGCGCCUCGACUGCUGCGCUGCAAGUCCACCCGGCUCCGCUCGCAGGGUGCACCCCCGCCAGUUCAACCGCCAUGCUCCCUUCGAGUGGUGGAGGGGCCAACGGAUCCACCGUGUGCCAGGCACGGGCAAGACGACAGUGAUCACCCACCGCCUGCUACUGCUGGAGCACACGUUCCGCCGCGCCAUGAACGAGAGGCGCCUUCUGACUUUUGAAAAAGCUCCAAAUGUGCGCACUGGAUGCAGUGGCGCCUCAAAUGGCAGAGAGAAGGACGGCUGGGGGACAUAUGAGGAGCUUGAGGAGAGUGAGGAAGAGGAGGGUGAAGGGAAGAGUGGGGGGGAGGGAGAGGAGGAAAGGAGUAGACUGCGGCAGGUGGUUGUGACUCCGAAUGCGCGCCUGUGUGCUGCCAUCAAGCGCUAUGUGAACAAGGCCACGAGGACUAUGCUGCAAGCGGAGGAGCAUGGCGGCCCCUGCUUGCCAAAUGGACACGCGGGGAGAGGGGAGGGAGAAGGACAGUUGGCACCGGCAGGGGAGGAGGAGCAGGAGGAGCUGCUGUUGUUGGAGGAAGCAGAGGAGAAACUUCUGGGCGACCUACCAGAAUCUCUGGAUUCAGUGCCGCCAGCUGCCUUCCCUCUUGUACUCACCUUCAAGAAGCUUCUCAGCAUGGUGAAUGCCACACUGUCACACCCGUUCCAGACGGGAGGGAGCAGCACGGGCAGUGGAUGGGGCCGAGGAGGGUCCGUGGGAGGUCGCUGGAGUGGUGACGGCUUGCCUGGUGGCGUGAAUGCAGUGUGGGGUGAGGAGAACGAUGAGGACGACUAUAGUGAGGAUGAUGAUGAUGAAGAGGAUGAGGGGGGGCUGUUUAGCGCACACAGGUGGCGAGGGGGCAGGCUGCAAUGCAUCGGCUGCAGCACUAGAACCAGCACCACUGGAAUAGCCCCCAGCAGCAGCAUUGUUAGCAGAACUCGUGGCAGCGUCAAAAGCAGGAGCAGCAGCGGCACUGCUGCUGCAUGGGUUCCAGAAGAGGUUGACUACGAGCGGUUUGAGGUAGUCUACUGGCCGCGGCUCAACGCGGCAACCACUCGUCAUCUCGACGCGUCCGCGGUGUUCAAGGAGAUGUUCUCCCACAUCAAGGGCUCCCUGCACGCGCUCAGGUCACCGCACGGCCGUGUGUCUCUGCAGGACUACGUGCUGCUGGCGCGCACGCGCACGUCGAGCCUGAACGAGGAGCAGCGCACGGCCAUUUACGCGCUCUUCAUGCAGUACGAGAAGCUGAAGCGGCAGAGAGGGGACCACGACAUGUGCGACUACGUCUUCCAUGUUUACAAGCAGCUGGAGAAAGGGGCUACACGGCUCUGGACCCCCGCUACUGCUGCUGCGACUGCUGCAGCAGGCACUGCCUGUGGUAGCACCAGCACUCCUCCUCCGUAUGGCAGCAAGGCUGGCGUUUCUUCAGCUGCGAUCGGGACAAGCAGGGCUGUGGGUGCUGGCGGGAAAGUCGUCGCAGGGCCACCAUUCCAGUACGUGUAUGUGGACGAGGUGCAGGACCUGACGCAGGCACAAAUCGCCAUCCUGCAAUUCCUCUGCUCCAAUGUCGCCACUGGGUUCUUCUUUGCCGGUGACACUGCCCAGACCAUCGCCCGCGGGGUGGACUUUUCUGCCCCCUUCCCUUCCCCCUUCCCUUCCCCCUUCCCUUCCCCCUUCCCUUCCCCCUUCCCUUCCCCCUUCCCUUCCCCCUUCCCUUCCCCCUUCCCUUCCCCCUUCCCUUCCCCCUUCCCUUCCCCCUUCCCUUCCCCCUUCCCUUCCCCCUUCCCUUCCCCCUUCCCUUCCCCCUUCCCUUCCCCCUUCCCUUCCCCCUUCCCUUCCCCCUUCCCUUCCCCUUCCCUUCCCCCUUCCCUUCCCUUCCCUUCCCUUCCCCCUUCCCUUCCCCCUUCCCUUCCCCCUUCCCUUCCCCCUUCCCUUCCCCCUUCCCUUCCCCCUUCCCUUCCCCCUUCCCUUCCCCCUUCCCUUCCCCCUUCCCUUCCCCCUUCCCUUCCCCUUCCCUUCCCCCUUCCCUUCCCCCUUCCCUUCCCCCUUCCCUUCCCCCUUCCCUUCCCCCUUCCCUUCCCCCUUCCCUUCCCCCUUCCCUUCCCCCUUCCCUUCCCCCUUCCCUUCCCCCUUCCCUUCCCCCUUCCCUUCCCCCUUCCCUUCCCCCUUCCCUUCCCCCUUCCCUUCCCCCUUCCCUUCCUCCUUCCCUGUUCUUUCGCUGUUCAUUCUCUUGUCCUUCCCUUCUCCUUCCCUUCUCCUUCCCUUCUCGUUCCCUCCUCCUUCCCUCCUCCUUCCCCUUUCUUACCCUGCUGCUUCCCUUCUCCUUCCCUGUUCCUUCCCUUCUCCUUCCCUCCUCCUUCCCUUCUCCUUUCCCUCUCUGUCCCUUCUCCUUUCCUUCUCCUUCCCCUUCCCUUUCCCAUUCCCUUUCCCUUAAUUUUUUCUUUCACCUCCUUUCCCUUUCCCUCAUCUUCUCCGUCGUCUCAUCUGCUGUGA
Molecule: messenger RNA, 5931 nt
Organism: Closterium sp. Naga37s-1
Lineage: Eukaryota; Viridiplantae; Streptophyta; Zygnematophyceae; Desmidiales; Closteriaceae
Source: the annotation of a GenBank genome assembly